Messenger RNA from Sphenostylis stenocarpa, 1548 nucleotides. NCBI's taxonomy places the organism in Eukaryota, Viridiplantae, Streptophyta, Magnoliopsida, Fabales, Fabaceae. The record is from the annotation of a GenBank genome assembly.
AUGAAAUCUUCUCGCGUCCUCCUACCACUCUUCAUUCCUUUCCUACUAUCCUCUUUCGUUUCAUCUUAUUCUUCUAAUGACGUUCAACUUUGGUGCAACCAAACUCCGAACCCUCAACCAUGUCAGUAUUUCUUCACCAAUAACCCCACUUAUCAAUACCAACCCAUCAAGCAAAAAUCUGAUUUCUUCAAGCUUUCACUGCAACUUGCUCAACAACGUGCUCUAAAUGCCCAUGUAAGCACCCUCUCACUUGGUUCAAAGUGCAGAAACCCUCGUGAAAAAGCCGCUUGGGCUGAUUGUGUUCAGCUUUAUGAGCAAACCAUUCGUAAACUCAACCAAACCUUAGACCCUAACACCAAGUGUUCCCAACUUGAUACUCAAACAUGGCUCAGCACAGCUCUCACCAACCUUGAGACAUGCAAAGCUGGGUUCUACGACCUUGGCGUUCAGGACUAUCUUCUGCCUUUCAUGUCCAACAAUGUUUCCCAGUUGUUGAGCAACACUUUGGCACUAAACAAAGUUCAAUAUGAAGAAUCAAAUUACAAAGAUGGGUUUCCCGCAUGGGUGAAGCCAGGUGAUAGGAAGUUGUUGCAAGCUUCAUCUCCAGCUUCUAACGCCAACGUAGUGGUGGCAAAAGAUGGGUCUGGAAAGUACACGACGGUUAGUGCAGCCAUAAAUGCUGCACCAAAGAGUAGCAGUGGAAGGUAUGUGAUAUAUGUGAAGGGUGGUGUAUACAAUGAACAAGUUGAGAUAAAAGCAAAUAAUAUAAUGUUGGUGGGGGAUGGUAUUGGAAAGACCAUAAUCACAGGUAGCAAAAGUGUUGGAGGGGGCACCACAACCUUUAGUUCAGCCACUGUUGCUGUUGUUGGAGAUGGAUUUAUAGCACAAGACAUCACGUUUAGAAACACUGCUGGUGCAGCAAACCACCAAGCCGUUGCAUUGCGUUCUGGAUCAGACUUAUCAGUGUUUUACAGAUGCAGUUUCGAAGGUUACCAAGACACACUGUAUGUCUACUCUGAUAGACAAUUCUACAGGGAAUGCGACAUCUAUGGCACGGUUGACUUCAUCUUUGGCAAUGCUGCUGUUGUGUUCCAAAAUUCUAACAUAUUUGCAAGAAACCCGCCCAACAAAGUGAACACCAUCACUGCCCAAGGUCGAACCGAUCCAAACCAAAACACUGGAAUUUCCAUUCACAAUUGCAGAGUCACAGCUGCCUCAGAUUUGACUCCGGUCCAAAACUCGGUUAAGACUUAUCUUGGAAGACCUUGGAAGCAAUAUUCGAGAACAGUUUUCAUGAAGACUUAUCUUGACGGUUUGAUCAAUCCAGCAGGUUGGUUAGAAUGGAGUGGUGACUUUGCAUUGGACACAUUAUAUUAUGGAGAGUACAUGAACACUGGCCCAGGUUCUUCUACUUCUGGAAGAGUUAAUUGGAAAGGUUAUCGUGUGAUAACUACGGCUUCUGAGGCCUUAAAGUUCACCGUUACUAACUUCAUUGCUGGAAACACAUGGUUACCUUCCACCAAAGUUCCUUUUACAUCUUCUCUUUAA